Messenger RNA from Lentinula edodes (shiitake mushroom), 1560 nucleotides. RefSeq lists its product as uncharacterized. Gene Ontology annotation, cellular component: cytoplasm. The transcript is spliced from 8 exons. The record is from RefSeq and is a predicted model, not a curated record. NCBI's taxonomy places the organism in Eukaryota, Fungi, Basidiomycota, Agaricomycetes, Agaricales, Omphalotaceae. The coding region runs from base 232 to 1374 and encodes 380 amino acids. Gene Ontology annotation, biological process: aromatic amino acid biosynthetic process. Gene Ontology annotation, molecular function: 3-deoxy-7-phosphoheptulonate synthase activity.
CCAUACAAGAAUCACGCAAAAGCUCGGAAACGGGACCGCUGGCAAGUUAGGACCGUCAUCCAAUGUCCAUCCAAUGCAUUGAUUCAUUCAGGGGACCAAUCGCAUUGUACCUGUAUUCACGCCAAACUUGCAAUUAUAAGGUCAAUACGGACUCAAACCAUAUACAAGACUUCGGAUUGAUUCAAAACUAGGCCUUUACAGAUCCACAGCUCGAUACCAGUUUCUCAGAAGAUGUCACGAAACCUACCAAUGAUGUCUGACCUCAAAGUCAAACUCGUCCGUCCACUUAUCCCUCCUCAAAUUUUGCACGAAGAGAUACCUUUAACUCCUAAAGCAAGAGCAACCGUCCUGAGAGGACGCCGAGCCGUGAAAAGCAUAUUAGAUGGAGAGGACGACCGUUUGAUGGUAGUUGUAGGACCGUGCUCCAUCCACGACGUAGACUCAGCUUUAGAAUAUGCUUACAAGCUUCAAGCAUAUGCAGAAGAAGCUGCCGAGGACUUAUGUAUCGUUAUGAGGGUAUACUUCGAGAAACCUCGUACGACAGUGGGUUGGAAGGGCCUUAUCAAUGACCCUGACAUGGAUGGCAGCUUCCAAAUUAACAGGGGUCUAAGAAUCGCUAGAGAGCUUCUAGUAAAAAUAGCGGAAAUUGGUCUUCCUGCGGGAUGCGAAUUUUUGGACCUCAUCACGCCCCAGUACUCUUGUGAUCUUGUGUCCUGGGGAGCAAUUGGUGCUCGGACAACUGAGUCACAGAUCCAUCGCGAACUGACUUCAGGCUUGUCAAUGCCGACUGGAUUCAAGAACUCCACAGAUGGAAAUAUCGGUGUUGCAAUUGAUGCAUGCAAAUCAGCUCAAGCUGAACAUGUCUUCCUCAGUGUCGGUGUCAAUGGCCUAGGGAGUAUCGUCGAAACAGAGGGAAAUAAGGAUGUUCAUAUCAUCCUUCGUGGAGGUUCAAAUGGCCCUAAUUAUAGUGCUGACUUUGUGCAAAAGUACGGAGCACAGCUCGACAAGGCAGGGCUUACACCUCGCCUCCUGAUUGACUGCAGCCAUGGCAAUAGCUCGAAACAAUUCGAAAGGCAGUCAAUUGUUGCAGAUGAAAUUUCGAAGCAACUAUCCGAUGAAACAACCUCUGAUAUUUUGAUGGGAGUGAUGAUUGAGUCGAACUUAGUGGAGGGAAAACAAAGUAUCCCUCCAACAGGACGUGCCGGCCUUAGAUAUGGCCAGUCGGUGACAGAUGGGUGUAUCUCUUGGGAGACAACCGUCGAUGUCUUGGAAAACUUGAGACGGGGUGUCAGGGAGAGACGAUUGCUUCGCGGAGGAAACACGAAACAAAUUUCCUUCUCAUCCGCAAGUUCAGAUAGUGGAAUUGUCAUUUGAAUACUAUAGAGCUUACUUAUGUUCAGUAUCUUAGAGAUAUGUAGAUGGGACUCUAGACUAGUACCGAUUCAAGCAAAAUGGAAACCAUGUACUCUGCAAUUUGACUCGUGUGAGAUAUUAGGCUGGUGAACGACGCGAUGCGACGAUUCAAUCCAUAGUCGGUGCCGCUGUGGUGGCGUCAAUCCC